This is a messenger RNA of Emiliania huxleyi CCMP1516, 779 nucleotides long. RefSeq lists its product as hypothetical. Lineage: Eukaryota; Haptophyta; Isochrysidales; Noelaerhabdaceae. The transcript has 4 exons. The record is from RefSeq and is a predicted model, not a curated record. Bases 276 to 698 code for a protein of 140 amino acids.
GGCCAGUAAUCACGAGCGGGCGGAGUGGGCCGUGGCGCGGGUGCGGGGUGGGCUACGGCCUACGCACGGUGUCGCGCACGAGAGAGUGACGCCGCGCCGCAGCGGGAUGCGGGAUCGCGAGCGCGUGGCGCAAAAACCGACCGACGACGGACGGAGUCGACUCUCGCAACACCCACCGCGCAGACAGCGCGGCCUCUGGCCUCUGCCGCCAGUCGAGACGCCCCGAGCGCCGCCUCGCGCCCCCGCCUCACUUUUCCUUCUUGACCGAAUCGCCCAUGACGAGCUCGAAGUCGGCGAGGCGGUUCUCGAGCGAUUCCUUCUGCGCCACCACCUUGCCGUACUCUUUGCUCAGGUUCUCCGCCUGCCGCUGCAGCGCCUCGGCAGAGGCGGCCGCCUGCUGCGCCUCGCCGCGCAGCGACCCGAUCGUCGAGCGCAGCCGCGCGUUCUCCUCCUUGAGCUCGCCCACGCUCUCGCCGUCCCCCUCGCCGGCGGCGGCGGCCGCCGCCUUUGGAGACGUCAGCGCCUCCGCCGCGGCCGCCUUGGCGCGCGCCUCGAUCUCGUCCGCGUCGAGCCGGCCGGAGAGCACGCCCUUCGCAGUGGCGGGAGGCGACGAGCCGCUUGAGCGCCGUCGAGCUCGCCUUGAGCGUGUGCACCUCCUUGACGAGCAGGUAGAUGCGCCGCAGCACCAGCAGCAGUAGCGCCGUGAAGCCGGCCAGGUAAAAGUCCCGCUGACUGCGGAACAUCAUCACCUCGUGCAUCAGCUUCUGGCCGAUGUCGCC